CAAAACCCCAAGAGCUGUAUAGUGCCGCUGUCUCUAUGGAACUCUGUUUGAAAAGAAAAAAUUCUGCACCUUGAUUUGAACUAUGACUCGUUUGCAGACACCAAUGGGAAAUCCUACGUGGAGUUGUAAUGGAGAGUGUGGAUAGCUCGGCUCUAGAUCUGGGAGGGGUCAGAAGGUUAUUGAUAUUGUUAGGCUAUCUGUGGAAAAACAUAAAUAGCUGGAAGACACACAGUAAUCCUGCAGUCUUUCUCUGAAUGCCCGGGAACAGGUGACCUCAACUCAACACUUCUGCGGAAAACUUCAUCUGCCUCUGCAAACCCAAACCAGCAUGGAAAAGAUGACAUCUCUCACAGUAAACUGCUGGCUGCAGUUGCUGACACUGACUCUGGCCCUGCUGAGUGGGAUCCUGGCAAUGCCGGUGGAUGUGGACCACAUGUGCAUGGCGCCAUCCACAGCCAAAUAUAGACUGACAUUUACCGGCAAGUGGAGUCAGACUGCCUUCCCCAAGCACUACCCUCUGUACAGGCCGCCUGCCCAGUGGUCCCCUAUUAUUGGAGUAACUCACAGCACAGACUAUCACAUCUGGCAAAGGAACGAGUACGCCAGUAAUGGGGUGAGAGAGUUCUCUGAGAGAGGAGAGGCUUGGACUCUGAUAAAGGAGGUGGAGGUGGCUAGGGAACGCAUCCAGAGUGUCUAUGGUCUCCUCUCAACACCACCUGUGGUUGGAGGAACUGGUCAAUCAACCACAGAAUUUGAGGUUUAUGCACGGCACUCCUUACUGUCCUUCAUUGUCCGCAUUGUGCCAAGUCCAGACUGGUUUGUGGGAGUAGACAGUUUGAACUUGUGUGAAGGGGAUCACUGGAAGGAGAACAUCAGCUUGGAUCUCUAUCCCUAUGAUGCGGGCACAGACAGUGGUUUCACCUUCUCCUCACCUAAUUUUGAGACCAUUCCUCAAGACAAGGUGACACAGAUAACCUCAUCAUUCCCAAGCCACCCUGCAAACUCCUUCUAUUAUCCCAGACUAAAGCAGCUCCCUCCAAUUGCCAAGGUCCUCCUAACUAAGAUCAAGAACAACCAGAUAUUCAACUUACCGAUUCAACCAACGCAAUCCAAUCAGAUUCCAAGUGGCAAUGAAAUAGACGGGUCACUCAUAAAUACCCCUCUGGACUGUGAGGUGUCCAUCUGGUCACCUUGGGGUCUUUGUAAGGGUCAGUGUGGUGAGAAGGGGGUAAAACACAGAACUCGCUAUAUUCUUAUGCAUCCUGCAAACAACGGGGCUGCCUGCCCUCCCUUAGAGGAAGAAAAGCUCUGUAUCCCCGACAACUGUGUGUGAAUGUAAAAAGGACAUUCAAGAUGGGGACCAAUGAUCCAUCCCUCUUCUCAGAAUAAUCCACAUAGCAGAAUCCACUGGAUAACAGACACAAAAUGAGACUUUUUAAUUAAAGAGAAAAACUGGCAUCGGUGAGGUUAUAAUGUAGUCUAGGUGAGUUAAAGCUGAAGUGUGUCAUUUUUGGGGGGAAUCACCAAAUGAAACUGUAUAUCCUGAACCAGGGCCGUAGCAAGGAAUUCUGGGCCCCCUGACUGUAUAUUGCUCUGGACCCCUUACCUAUUAAAAAAAUUCAGUUUUGAAUUUGUUGUGGGCCCCCCUCGACCUUUGGGCCCCUAGAAUCGUUACCACCUUUCACCCCAUUAGCUACGGCCCUGUCCUGGACACGCCUCAUCUUCCAAUCGUUGGUCAGUAAGACAUUCCCUCCCCAAACUCAUGCCAUGGGUUGAGUCAGUGUUUAAGGAGUCUGGUGCUCUCUGGUGGAAAAACACACCAGUUACAUUAUCAAGCUAGAUAGUUGUUCUUGUCCAACUUUGCUGUUUCAGUGAAUGAUAUCUGUACA
Myxocyprinus asiaticus (Chinese sucker) is the source of this 1889-nucleotide messenger RNA. RefSeq names its product spondin-2-like. Gene Ontology annotation, biological process: cell adhesion. The coding region runs from base 329 to 1333 and encodes 334 amino acids. Gene Ontology annotation, cellular component: extracellular matrix. The transcript is spliced from 6 exons. The record is from RefSeq and is a predicted model, not a curated record. NCBI's taxonomy places the organism in Eukaryota, Metazoa, Chordata, Actinopteri, Cypriniformes, Catostomidae.